Molecule: messenger RNA, 1314 nt
Organism: Medicago truncatula (barrel medic)
Lineage: Eukaryota; Viridiplantae; Streptophyta; Magnoliopsida; Fabales; Fabaceae
Product: bidirectional sugar transporter SWEET12
Exons: 5
Coding region: 146-1081 (311 amino acids)
Biological process (GO): carbohydrate transport
Cellular component (GO): membrane
Molecular function (GO): sugar transmembrane transporter activity
Source: RefSeq, a predicted model, not a curated record
UACUCAUAUUCAUAUCAGUGUUUGUGACACAAAAUUUAAGCUAGAGUUUGGUCUUCAAUUUAAACCUUCCUUCUCUCCCUUCUCACAAGGGACUAUUCAGAGAGAGAGAGAAAGAAAGAGUUUUCAUAAGAUCAUAACAAUUACCAUGUCGUCCCACCACAGUCAUCUAUCUUUUGCCUUUGGAGUUCUAGGCAACAUUUCAUCCUUUGUGUGCUUUCUAGCACCACUACCAACAUUUUAUCGAAUUUGUAAGAAGAAAUCAACAGAAGGUUUCCAAUCAAUUCCAUAUGUGGCUGCACUAUUUAGUGCAAUGCUUUGGAUGUUUUAUGCCUAUACCAAGAAGGGUGAAACUCUUCUUAUCACCAUCAAUGCAUUCGGUUGUGUGAUAGAGACAAUUUACCUCGCAGUUUUUGUUACUUACUGCCCCAAGAAAGUUAGGAUGUCAACAUUGAGGAUGAUUGUGUUGAUGAACUUUGUGGGAUUUGGCACGAUUGUCUUGUUAACUCACUUCCUAGCAAAACAAGAAGAAGGACGUAUCAAGCUUCUUGGAUGGAUUUGUGUAGUUUUUGCUACUAGUGUUUUUGCUGCCCCUUUAAGCAUUAUCAGAGUUGUUAUUCGCACCAAAAGUGUAGAGUUCCUUCCUUUUCCACUUUCAGUUCUCCUCCUCAUAAGCGCGGUUAUGUGGCUGUUGUAUGGUCUUUCUCUCCGAGAUAUCUAUGUUACUCUCCCGAACGUUGUGGGGUUAACAUUUGGAAUAGUUCAGAUCACACUCUAUGCAAUGUACAGAAACAGCAAACCCGUAAUUGAUGAGAAGCUACCAGAACAUAAAGGAGACAUUGUCGACAAAGAAAUUGAAAACGUAGUAGUUCCAAGUAAAACAACAAAUGAUGAGAAGAAACUAGAAGUGAGUGUUGUUGAUAUGGUGAUUGUGGAGAAAAAGGAAGAGAAACAAGAUGAAGAACAUGAUGAGAAAGAGAAGAAACAAGACCAAGUAACUCAGGACAAAACAAAGGUUAAGAAUGAAAAUGACAACAUUAAUAUCAACAAAACAGAGGAGAAAGAUAGUGGUUGUGAAGUUUAAUGGAAGAGAAAUAGUUGGCGGGCACAAUCUCCAUCUCUCUUUAAUUUGUUUGUGUGAAAUUCGAAUUACGUGUAAUAUUUUAAGACGCAUAUAAAGGAGAAGAGACGGUGUAGAUAUUGACGUCUGUAUCUUCCUCUCUCUACUUGUGGAUUUUAACUUGUUUUUACUUUAUCACUUUUUAUGUAAUUUCUCUUUUGUUUACUUCAACCUAAUUAUAAUAAGCAUCGUGUUAA